Pseudoliparis swirei is the source of this 1526-nucleotide messenger RNA. RefSeq names its product hypoxanthine phosphoribosyltransferase 1, like (gene hprt1l). Lineage: Eukaryota; Metazoa; Chordata; Actinopteri; Perciformes; Liparidae. The transcript is spliced from 9 exons. Gene Ontology annotation, biological process: purine ribonucleoside salvage; GMP salvage; guanine salvage. The record is from RefSeq and is a predicted model, not a curated record. Gene Ontology annotation, molecular function: magnesium ion binding; hypoxanthine phosphoribosyltransferase activity. Bases 374 to 1021 code for a protein of 215 amino acids.
GCACUGUGGGGCAUCUCAGCGACGACAGGCGGAAAUAACCGUUAUAUUUAAACAAACUGCGUCAUCUGCAGCUUCUCCAAACGGCUCGCGGGCAUCGCGGUGAACGAGGGGAGCAGUCGGUCGCACAGCGGCACAGCGCUUCUGAACGGCUCAGGUUGUGUCGGGCAAAUCAGAUUAUUGACUCGGUCAACUGGAUUCUGACGUAAAGGGUUUAAACCCGACAGAAGCAUCGCGGGUGCUGCUCGCGCGCACGCUCCUGGAGGAGUGCAGCUCGUUCCACCUUCAGUCAGCUCUCUCUCGCUCGCACUCUCUCUCUCUCUCGGAGCAUGACUUCUCAGACACGCCACUGCGACUGAACGGGACGGGCGGCAACAUGGCCUCGUAUCUGCCGAUCGCUGACGAUGAGAAGGGCCACGAUUUGGACCUUUUCUGUAUCCCCAAACAUUAUGAGAACGAUUUGGACAAGGUGAUCAUCCCGCACGGACUCAUCAUGGACCGGACUGAGCGUCUGGCCCGUGACAUAAUCCGGGACAUGGGGGGCCACCACAUCGUAGCUCUGUGUGUGCUGAAAGGAGGCUACACCUUCUUUGCAGACCUCCUGGACUACAUUAAAGUACUGAACCAGAACAGUGAUAAAUCACUCCCCCUGACAGUGGAUUUCAUUAGGGUGAAGAGCUACUGCAAUGACAAGUCGACAAACAGCGUCAAAGUCAUAGGAUGGGAUGAGCUGUCCAGUCUCGCCGGGAAGAAUGUUUUGAUUGUUGAGGAUAUUGUAGAGACGGGAAGGACGAUGGAGACGCUACUUUCCCUGCUGAGUGAAUGCAAUCCAAAGACGGUUAAAGUUGUGAGCCUUCUGGUGAAGCGGACCCCCAGGAGUUCAGGGUACAGACCAGACUACAUUGGUUUUGAGGUGCCGGAUGCCUUUCUGGUGGGCUAUGCUUUGGACUACAAUGAGUACUUCAGAGAUCUCAGUCACAUCUGUAUACUGAAUGAUCAAGCCAAGGAGAAGUACAAAGUAUGAGCAGAUAAAGUGCUGCAGAGGCGAUGACUGAAAUCAAGACUAGGACCACUGUGAUGCCCCUCCUUAACUUUGCUGUGUUCUGAAUCUUAUUUAACUUUCUACAUAGAAAUCCACAAAAUGUGACUUGUGGAUUGUAAAUAACUAAAGAACAUUUAACGUCUCCUCUAUACAUGGGAUCAGUUAUGUGUUGUGAAUAUUUUGGUUGUUAAAUUUGAAAUUAUUUAUUAUUUUUUUGUGUAUACUUUUCCUGUAAAUUGCAGUUUUAUCUUGGAGAUGGAAAGAAGAAUGUCAUUCAUUUGUUAUCAGUGAGCUGUCAGUCAAAUUUAAGGAGCCUUCAGUUUGUUUCUUUCAACUUAAAAUGCGGAUAUAUCUUCAUGCCAUGGAUUUAGCAUUAUGCCAGAUCGUGACUGACUUGGAAUGUACUGUAUGUUUAAUUUCAUAUGUGACGUUUUCAUCGAGGACCUGUACACAGCAAUAUAUAAAUAAAUCUCGUCCAAUCUCUGAA